Molecule: messenger RNA, 939 nt
Organism: Colletotrichum higginsianum IMI 349063
Lineage: Eukaryota; Fungi; Ascomycota; Sordariomycetes; Glomerellales; Glomerellaceae
Product: SYF2 splicing factor
Exons: 1
Coding region: 1-939 (312 amino acids)
Cellular component (GO): Prp19 complex; post-mRNA release spliceosomal complex; catalytic step 2 spliceosome
Source: RefSeq, a predicted model, not a curated record
AUGCCUCCUUCAAAGAAAAGAAAGACCAACAAGGGUUCCGCAGCGAAAACCGAGAACACAGUAGCGGCGAGUUCUGCUGCCCCAGCAGAGGCCGAGACGACAGGGCCCCUCACCACCACAACAGACGCCGCCGCCCCUGCGCCCACAGAACCAGCGGAGGUGCCUUCAACAUCACAACCCACAGAGGAAGACGCCGCAGCCAAGGCGAAAGACCGCAUGGCCCGCUUCAAGGCCUUGAAGGCCCGCGCCAAGAGCUCCUCGGACCAAAACUUCAAGGAGGCGACGCUCGAGUCGCAGCGUCUCGCGUCCGACCCCAGCCAGCUGACGGCCAUCCACCGCAAGCAGGCCAUCGCGUCGCAGAAGCUUCUCAAGGCCGACGUCGAGGACGCCGGCGGCGACUUUGAGCGCAAGCGUGCGUGGGACUGGACGGUCGACGAGAGCGAGAAGUGGGACAAGCACGUCAGGAAGAAGGAGGCGCACCGCGACAACAACGCCUUCCAGGACUAUACCGCCGAGAGCAACAAGGUGUACAAGCGUCAGCUCAGAAACAUCGCCCCGGACAUGGAGAAGUACGAGAAGGACAAGAUGGCGGCCAUCGAACGCGCGGCGGCCUCGGGCGGCCUCGACAUUGUCGAGACGGAGGACGGGGAGCUCAUCGCGGUGGACAAGGACGGCUCGUUCUACUCGACGGCCGACUCGACCACAUUUGCGCAAAACAAGCCGGACAAGGCCGCCGUCGAUCGGCUCGUGGAGGAUCUGAGGAGGGCCGAGGAGAACAGGUUGAAGAAGAGAAAGGACCGCAUGGCGCAGAAUGGCGACGACGGCGACGUCACGUACAUCAACGAGAAGAACAAGCAGUUCAACCAGAAGCUGGCGCGCUUCUACAACAAGUACACGGCGGAGAUUCGGGACAGUUUCGAGAGAGGAACCAUGAUUUAG